UAGAGUUCAGUUCCUAGCUGGGCCUACCAUCCCGCCACUUCCGCUUGAGCGCCUAAAACCAAGCCUGCGCACUUCGCCUCUUCCUCUCUGGGCUGGGACCUAGGUUGCAGUAACAUGGCUAAACGCACCAAGAAGGUCGGAAUCGUGGGUAAAUAUGGGACUCGCUAUGGUGCCUCCCUCAGAAAAAUGGUGAAGAAAAUUGAAAUCAGCCAGCACGCCAAGUACACUUGCUCCUUCUGUGGCAAAACCAAGAUGAAGAGACGAGCUGUGGGCAUUUGGCACUGUGGUUCCUGCAUGAAAACAGUAGCUGGUGGUGCCUGGACCUACAACACCACUUCUGCUGUCACAGUAAAGUCUGCCAUCAGAAGACUGAAGGAAUUGAAGGACCAGUAGAAGCGCCACCAUUUGAUACGUUGCUAGCCUAUAAUAAAUGGGUUAAUUUAUGUAACAAAAUUA
Molecule: messenger RNA, 456 nt
Organism: Hippopotamus amphibius kiboko
Lineage: Eukaryota; Metazoa; Chordata; Mammalia; Artiodactyla; Hippopotamidae
Gene: RPL37A
Product: ribosomal protein L37a
Exons: 4
Coding region: 115-393 (92 amino acids)
Biological process (GO): translation
Cellular component (GO): ribosome
Molecular function (GO): structural constituent of ribosome
Source: RefSeq, a predicted model, not a curated record